AAGCAAGUUGUUUGAAUGUUGUUUGACUUUGCGGUGAGGUUGGCGUGGCUUCCAUGUUUCGACGCGUUUUGUGUUAAACUAACGCAGUGAUACACGAUAAGAUUAAGGUUUUUUGGGCUAGUAUAGCAGUGCUAGUGUUUAUGUAUGUAAUAAACAUUAAGCUUGGCAGCAUGCAUGUGUUCAGAAAGCUGAUGCGCGGUGUGUGUCUCAGGAUGAAUAAACACGCAGGGGGUGCCAAAACUUUCAGCACUUCUCCCAGCCUUCAGUCUGUAAUGCAAGCCUGGGUGAUUGAUAAAUACGGAGACAACAGUGUGCUAAGAUUCACCAAAAACGCUGCUUUUCCUAUUAUACACUAUCCAAACGAGGUGAUCAUCAAAGUGCACGCAGCUGGACUCAACCCCCUGGAUGUCAACAUGAGAGGAGGUUACGGUGCUGCCACUCUGGCCAUGAAGCGCGACCCUCUGAACAUCAACAAGUCCGGCAGCGAGUUUCCUCUGAUCCUGGGCCGUGACGUCUCGGGGGUGAUCAUGGAGUGCGGCCUGGACGUGGGUUACUUCAAACCAGGAGACGAGGUCUGGGCUGCGAUUCCUCCGUGGAAGCAGGGCAGCUUGGCCGAGUUCGUGGUGCUCAGCGCUAACGAGGUGUCUCACAAGCCCAAGUCGUUGAGUCACACAGACGCGGUGUGUCUCCCGUACGUCGCAGCUACGGCCUGGUCGGCUCUCGUCAACACGGGCGGCCUGAACAAAGACAACUGCUCUAAUAAACGAGUCCUGGUGCUCGGAGGCUCGGGUGGAGUCGGAACGUUUACCAUACAGCUGCUGAAGUCGUGGGGCGGUCACGUGACGGUGACGUGUUCCCAGAAUGCCGAGCGGCUGGUGAGGAGUUUAGGAGCUGAUGAUGUAGUGGAUUACACCAGCGGGCCCGUGGAGAGGAAACUGCAGGCUCUGGAGAAGUUUGAUCUGGUUCUGGAUAACAUCGGUGGAGAGGCGGAGAAAUGGGCGCCGGAGCUCCUCAAGCCCUGGUCCGGCGCGAAGUAUGUUACCUUGGUAACGCCGUUCCUGCACAACACCGACCAGCUCGGCCUCGCCGACGGCAUGAUGCGGAACGCCGUCACCAUAGCAACCAAGGCACUGAAGCACCUGACUAAAGGCGUCCACUAUCGCUGGGGGUUCUUCGCUCCGAGCGGCUCUGCGCUGGACGACGUGAGCGAGAUCGUGGACGCAGGAAAGAUCCACCCGGUGCUGGAGGAGAAGUUCUCCUUCUCUCAGGUGCCUCAGGCCAUGCAGAAAGUGGAACAGGGCCACGCCCGCGGCAAAACCGUAGUCGCCGUCGCCGAGGAGCAGGCCGAGUGACCACAGCGAGGAAAUCAGGCUUGCUCACCGAGGACAGGUCCGUCUCCAUGGAAACGGAGACCAGCGAUCCGGAUUAGACUCGAAGCCGAAUGACAAAAAACAAAAAAAACGACUCCUUGGCACUGUGGUGCGGUCUGAUCUCACUGAUCUGAUGUCAAUCGCAUCGACACGCUUACCUAAAACACGCGACCACAACGACACCGCGUCAGAAGUCAAGCAGGUGACAUCACGGGUCGUUCGUCUCCAGUGGGCGUGGCCUGACACCGUAGUUAACUCAUAUACAUUCUUGCUUACGGUUUUAUAACAGUGAGUAAACGCCGCGAAUCCUACAUUCUACAUUCUUCCUCCUGUCUCCAUCCGGGGUCCUGAACAAAACCCGAAAAUUCCCCUUAAUCAGAUUCAUCGUUUUGUUUGUUUGUUUGUUUGUUUGUUCUCCCCCUCACCCCCCCCCUUUCCUGCCAAAAACUGUAGUUUCAUUGUAACAUGUUGACAGAAACGUUGUGUGUUGUAAACACAGGAAUAUAAACCUGCUCCGAGGGACUCGUGCAUCUCCACAUGGCUCUUUCUACGUGUGACGCGUCUGUGUGUUACGGCGGCUCCGUAUUGCCCGGGUUUUCUAACAAAUUGCCAACAAAACAAGUCACGUUAUUAUUCAAAAAUCUGAAACAUCAAAAUGGCCGCUCGCAGGACCAGGCAGUAGCAGACCUGUGUGUGUGUGUGUGUGUGUGUGCACAGUGGAAGUCAUUUAAAGGUUUUUGAGUUAAUCGACAUACAGACGUUCUGUUCUGAGGAGGAAAAUCCUCAUCGCUGAGGGGGCUAACAAUGCUGCAGCUAUCAGACACCAUUUUAUUUAUUUCCCCUCUGUUAUCUACACCGCUCAUCGAUUGCUCAAACUUGGCACUUUGUAUAGUUUUAGGAAGUUGGGUUUUUUUUUUCUUAAGAUAAUCUUGCGUGUGAGGGGGAGAGAGUUCUCCUUUCUGUUUGUGCUUCCUGGCCAUUGGAGGAAGUCAUGACCACCUACAAACAGGAAGUAGUUUGGGGUGAAAGAGUGAUGCUCUAAUUUCAAGGCAAUAGGUGUGU
Molecule: messenger RNA, 2432 nt
Organism: Ictalurus furcatus (blue catfish)
Lineage: Eukaryota; Metazoa; Chordata; Actinopteri; Siluriformes; Ictaluridae
Gene: rtn4ip1
Product: reticulon 4 interacting protein 1
Exons: 9
Coding region: 141-1352 (403 amino acids)
Cellular component (GO): mitochondrion
Molecular function (GO): oxidoreductase activity; zinc ion binding
Source: RefSeq, a predicted model, not a curated record